GCGGUCACUCUACGUUUAAUUUUCACAGCCGCAGGUCGUUCGUUUCGUCGCGUAGCUGCUGACUUAAAUUAAUUAAGAACAAGAACGAUUUGCCCCGUUUGGUAAAUGAUCAAAGCGUGCACCGCUGCACAGCCAAUUCGAAUCGGUUUCUGUAUGCCAGACGCACUCGAAGCUGGAAAAUCCACAACAAUUCUAAUGGCGUGUGCGUGAGAGCGAGAUAGAGCCAACGUGUGUGUGAGCAUAAAAUCUCGGCAAUAACAAAAAACAUACAUAUGCUUGUGGCUUCGAUUAAAACGCCAGCGAGCCUUUGUUGAAAGCCCCUGAUAAGUGAACAAAUCGCGGGCUUAGAACUGAAAACUGAGCGGCAGCAAACAAAAUAGCAACAAAUACCCCCGCCCCCGCUAAAAAUCACGCAUUACGUGCACUGUUGUUGUCAAUGGUGUGCUAGUGUGGAGUCGCCCGUAAAUGUGUGUGUGAGCUUGCCGCCACCGCAAUUGAGGAAAAAUACACCAAUACUAGAAAAGCGAAAUAAAAAUAAGCUGUGCAAGUGUGCGUGCGCGUGUCGGUGACGUCGACGUCGGCAUCGAACGUGUUAAAGUGACGAAUAAACAAGCGGGAAUCGGGAAUUGGAAAUAGGAAUCAUCAUCAUCACCGCAAGAGAUAGACAAACAACAACAGACGGCCAAACAUUUGUUCAUUUCCUUCGCACAUAUGAAUAUGCAUGUGUAUACAAUACGACGUACGUAAUAGGUUGCCGCCGCAGACAUUAAGGCUCUGUUCUGUCUCUGUCCCUCCUCCGCUGUGCCCCGUCUCUCUCUCGCCCGCUUGUUUACCUCGAACGCCCACCACCCACACGCCGAGAUCCCCCGCCCACCGUUUGCCGUUCGCCGUCAAUUUGAAUAGGCAUCAUGCUCGGGAUCGCAGAGCUCCCGGUUGGCGGAAGAAGCUUUCCAACACUGGCGGACGCCGAGUGACAUUCGCAGGAAAUAAACGGCACUUUCUUAAUGCCUCUUGGAAAUCAACGAAUUUAACAAAAGCCGCAAAAUGCACGUUUCGGCCAUAAAAGUCGGCUCAAAAAUGGGGGAGGCGAAUGAUGAUAUCGCCUUAGUCGCCAGUAAUCAUCGAAUAUGCAACAUGAAAACAAGUAGGAGCUGCGAACUAACGAGCGAUGGCAAUGGCAAAUUUUUAAUGUCAUGGCGACGACGUCGGCGACGCAACAAUAAUAAUGAUAAUUGCAAUUAUACUACAACCGAUGAUUUCAAUAAAAUCAAUAAAUUGCUGCUAAUUACGUACAUGCUGCUGAUAACAGCGGCCACAAUUUGUCAAAGCGCCGCCCAGUCGCCGUCAUCAUCGAAUGGAAAUGGAGGAGGAUCCGGAUCCACGGGGGGAUCCCCCCUGAGUGCCUUCCUCAAAUCCGGCGGCGCCUCCUACAAUCAACAGUUGCCGCAGCAGCAACUCUUUGCCAUGCUGACCAGGAACGGAGCUUCGUCGGGAGGAUCGGGCUCGGGAUCGGGCGGAGGAAACCGGGGCUAUACCAACGCAAGGCAGCACUUUAUGGCCCUCAACGAGGACGACUCGGAUGCCGACGUGGACGAAGAGGACAUGGCUGCACUCCACUACCCACUGGCCGCCUCACAUCCCCCGGCCCCAGCUCAGAUAUCCUCGUCCUCUUUUGCCAUCCAAUCGGCAUCGCUGGAGACGAAUGGAUUCGUGGCCGACGAUGGCGGGCAGUACGAGCAGGCCCAAAAAGCACUGGAGGCAGCUGCCGCGUCUGCAAAAGCUAAUAAUAGGUACAACAUCGACUGCCCCAAGGACUGCAAGUGCCUUAAUGUCCUCUUCGACUGCGACAAACUGCAUCUGGAACGGGUGCCCGUCUUGCCCAGCUACGUGCAAACUCUGCAUUUGGCUAACAACAAACUGAAUGACACAACCGUCCUGGAGAUUCGCAAUCUGUCCAAUCUAACAAAAGUGUCUUUAAAGCGGAAUUUAUUGGAAGUGAUACCCAAAUUCACUGGUCUCAGUAGUCUUAAACACUUGGUAUUGGCCAACAAUCAUAUUACCAGCAUCUCCAACGAAGCUCUGGCAGCGCUGCCUUUGCUAAGAACGUUGGAUCUGUCCCGGAAUCAGCUACACACCAUCGAGGUUAACUCUUUUCCGAAGCCCAAUAGUCUAGUUCAUUUAAUACUCAGCUUCAAUGAGAUAGCCAAUGUGAAUGAGCACUCGUUUGCGGCUUUGAAUAACCUCACAGACCUGGAACUGAACAAUAAUCGCCUCAGCUCUCUGCCCUUGGGGGUGUUUCAGAAUUUAAACAGACUGAAGAAGCUAGCUCUGAACUUCAACCAACUGGAGAUCAACUGGUCCACGUUUCGUGGUCUUAUUUCGAUGAAAAAUCUUCAACUGAAGUCAAAUAAAAUCCGAGCGCUGCAGGACGGCGUUUUCCAUGUGAUGCAUAACAUCGAGACCAUUGAUCUGGCCAUGAACCAGAUCAGUUCGCUUUCCCGACAGGGUCUCUUUAACCUGACCAAGUUGCGCCACCUUAACCUGUCGGUUAAUGCCAUAUCGCGCAUUGAGUUGGACACCUGGGAGUUCACACAGUCGCUGGAGAUGUUGGACCUCUCGAACAACGUCAUUACCGAGUUUAAACCCCAGCACUUGGACUGUCUGCAUCGCCUGAAAACGCUCAACCUGGCCCACAACCGACUGCAAUAUCUGCAGGAGAACACCUUUGACUGUGUGAAGAAUCUGGAGGAGUUGAAUUUGCGUCGCAAUCGCUUGUCCUGGAUUAUCGAGGACCAGAGUGCGGCGGCUCCAUUUAAAGCUCUUCGCAAGCUGCGACGCCUAGAUUUGCAUGGCAAUAAUCUAAAGCAGAUAAGCAGCAAGGCGAUGAGUGGCCUAAACAACCUGGAAAUACUCAAUCUGGGAUCAAAUGCCCUGGCCAGCAUCCAGCUUAAUGCCUUUGAGCACAUGCUCCGACUGAAUAAGUUGGUUUUCAAAUCGUUGAACUUCAUAUGCGACUGCGAUCUGAUCUGGUUCCAGCAGUGGCUCAAGAAUCGAUUUCCCCAUCAGGCAGAACAUGCGGUCUGUGGCUAUCCGGAUCAUCUAUUAGAUCGUCAUUUGAAGUCCCUAACUGGUUCGGAGUUGGUUUGCGUGGACUCGCCGAAGCCGAGGCUGGAACAGGAGCCAGACAACAUGCUGGCCGUGAAUGGAGCCAACAUCACUCUGCAGUGCAUAGCCAGUUCUCCGACAGCGGCUUCCCUGGCCGCCGCCGAUGAGCUGAAGAUCAAGUGGCGCCACGACAAUCAGCAUGUCCAGGAGCGCGCCUUAGCACUUCACGAUGGUUCCAGCACGGAGACGCAGAUCCAUCACGACCCGGGCACCAAUCAGACCUCCAUCUACGGCUACCUGAAGCUAACAAAUGUAACAUACGAAAGCGCUGGACGCUAUCAGUGCGUGGUAUCGAAUGCCUUUGGAACCACUUAUGCGGAGAAGUUUAAGAUAUCCAUAGGAAUUCAUCCAACCUUCCGGCAAGUGCCCUCCAAUCUGACACUGGACGCCGGGGAAACGGCUCGGUUAGUGUGCUCGGCCAGUGGAGACCCCACUCCAGAGAUUGCGCUGCAAAAGUUCGGCGGCAGUGAAUUCCCAGCAGCCACCGAGCGCCGGCUGCAGGUAAUACGCGAGGAAAAUGCCUUCCUGAUAACCAACGCCAAGCCCAUAGACUCUGGCAUAUACACGUGCACAGCAGUGAGUGCUGCGGGCGAGAUAAAGGUCAAUGCCACGCUCGUGGUGAAUGACAAACCUCAGCCCAGCAUUCCCUUGGUGCACCAGGAGGUGGUUGUGGGUCGCACCUGCGUGCUGCAGUGUCUCAGUGAAACAGCGAAUGCAGACUUUGAGCUAGAGCAUUCACACCGCGAGUGGUUUAAGGAGAACAAGCCUAUACACAUCUCGCCAACGGCCCCGGAUGGAGAUCGCUACUAUUUCUCAAAUAACAAGGAGUUGUUGGUGAUCCUCAAUGCCCAGUCCACCGAUGCCGGACACUUCCGCUGCGAGAUAACGGAUAAUUCGCGCACCUUUACACUGCAGUCGGAGUUGGUCGUAGUCAAGGAGAAUCUCAAUUGGGAUGUACUGCUGAUGGGUAUAAUUAUGCUAACCGUCAUCUGCGUCGUGGUGGACUGCUGCAUCAUUUGGUGCACUUUGCGCUACCAGAAGAGGAAGCUGCGCAUGAGUCUGGCUGCCGAUAGGUUGGCGGCUCGCACUCAGGCCAGUCUGCAUUCCACGCUGGACAAGGAUCAGACGCAGCUCACCACCCUGAAUCGCACGCAACUGAGGCCGCACCAGUCGCAGUUAGUCCUCGAUGGUGUUCCCACCCAGCAGCAGCAGACGCAGCUGAGGCCGCGCAGUCUAGCCGAUCUGGGUUGUGGCAAUGGCGAGGUGACCCACAGUCGCCUCAUCGUGACUACGACCCCGUCCUACGAACAGCGGUGCCUGGAGCAGGGUCUAACCCUUAGUUACCUGCAACAGACCGACUUGGAGGCUCAGCAGGAUCAUCUGUCCAGCAAGGACUCGGGCACCGGCUCAGAUGCGGCCGUCAAGCGCAGCCUGGAGGACUUUGUGGUGGCCAUGCCCAGGCACAAGCAUCACACGGACGACGAGGAGGAGGAAGAGGAUGACGUCAACGACCUGCAGUACGCGCCCACCAGGGCUUUCGGCAUCUCCCAGUACGACGACAUGGAGCUGUACGAGCUGAAUCAUGCUGCGGCCGAGCAGCAGCACUUCCUGCAGAACAACAAUCACAACUACGACGGUGGCGGGGGUGGGUGUGGCGAUGUUGGCGGGGUGGACGGAGCGGUACCCAAGGUGCUGCCACGCAAGUGCAGCGCCGGAGCCAGCGGCAGCAACUACAACUCCAUCCAAAAUUUCACCAUAGCGGACAUUUGAAUGGCAGCUAAACCAAAUGAUGAUCAGGAUCAAAUACCAAAAACUGGCGGCUGCCCCGUAGCCCCAACCGCAACCCGCCCCCAAAACGAACAAAGACUGUUUAAAUCGUAAUUAUAAUUUGUAGACGGUGGCCCAGACUUUUUGACUGGCCACGACCGCAGUGCAGGCGGCCUUAUCGAUGCCUUUGCUAAGGAAAUAGGACAGCUAGAGAAACAUACCAGUGUCUUCGUAAUUUAUGAAAUUAAUCGUUAGAAUCGAUUUUGUGUAACUCGUAACUUGUAACACCUAACAUUUGAUAAUCCCUAUCAUAUAUUUAUAAUUUUCUUUCGCUUGUGAUAUUAUUUAUUAUUUUGAUUGCCCGAGUUUUAGGCGUAACAUAUUCACCCCUGUAUAUAUCACCUAGGGUUUAAUUGUAGUUCGUACCUAGUUUUGUAAGUCGAAGCACACUCGAUGAUCAAAUGGUUGCCAGAAAAUCGGCUAUGACAACAGCUCCAAACGAGUGGGAGCGUAUCUUUAAUGGAUAUUUUGCAGUUAUUUUUUGCUUUUAUUUAACUUUUCGGUUGAAUUUGAAAUUAGUUUGCCUUAUGAUUGGCCUUGACAAAGUAUGAACGGAAACAUUAUAAGAGAAAGUCAAAAUAUUUAAUAAAAUUAUGCAUUAUUCCAAUAUA
Drosophila rhopaloa is the source of this 5603-nucleotide messenger RNA. It is a transcript of the gene lbk, whose product is annotated as leucine-rich repeats and immunoglobulin-like domains protein 1. Gene Ontology annotation, cellular component: extracellular matrix. NCBI's taxonomy places the organism in Eukaryota, Metazoa, Arthropoda, Insecta, Diptera, Drosophilidae. The record is from RefSeq and is a predicted model, not a curated record. Bases 1045 to 4935 code for a protein of 1296 amino acids. Gene Ontology annotation, molecular function: protein binding. The transcript is spliced from 9 exons.